This is a messenger RNA of Eimeria mitis, 1977 nucleotides long. RefSeq lists its product as uncharacterized. The transcript is spliced from 11 exons. The record is from RefSeq and is a predicted model, not a curated record. Gene Ontology annotation, cellular component: nucleus. Bases 1 to 1977 code for a protein of 658 amino acids. Lineage: Eukaryota; Apicomplexa; Conoidasida; Eucoccidiorida; Eimeriidae. Gene Ontology annotation, molecular function: transcription cis-regulatory region binding. Gene Ontology annotation, biological process: regulation of transcription by RNA polymerase II.
AUGUUAUAUGUCGUGCUGCAGCACCAGGCGAUUGGAGUGUAUGGACAUCACCAACAACUGCAGCAGCAGCAGCAGCAGCAGCAGCAGCAACACCAGCAGCAGCAAAAGCAGCAGCAAAAGCAGCAGAUGCUGCUGCAUCUGCUGCUGCUGCAGCAGAAGCAGCAGCAGCUGGUGCUGACCCUCUAUGGGGCUUGGCGGGAAGCAGCAGCAACCGUCAAGGAGACAGAUCUCGUUUCUGCUUCUGCUGAUGCACCCACAGCGGCUUCGUACUUCGCUUCAGCGCAGCAGCUGUUCUUGCUGCUGUGUACUUUAGUUGGUUCUGCUGCUGUUGCUGCUCCUGCUGCAGCAGCAACAGCAGCAGCAGCAGCACUUGGUGCUGCCUGCCCCUUCUCUGCUUUUUUCGCGCUGCAGCUGCUGCUGUUCUUUGCUGCUGAGCUGCUGCGGCUGCUGUUUGCUUCUCGCUGCUCUCCAGCAGCAGCAGCAGCAGCAGCAGUUACAGCUGCUGCAACUGCAGCAGCAGCAAAUACCCCUGCAACAAGCAGCAGCAGCGACAGCAACAGCACCGAAGACACAGAAGAAGACGCAGCAACACCAGCAGCAGCAACAGAAGCAGCAGCAGCAGCAGCAGCAGCAGCAGCAACAGCAGCAGCAGCAGAAGCAGAAUGCAUGCUACCACCUCUUCGCUUAGAAUAUUUAUUUGCCCCUGUCUGCGUGGAGUUGUGUUUGCUGCCUCUUGCUGCAGCACACCGGGCAUUCGGAGACAAACACCAGGAUGAAUGCCUGCAGACAAUCCACGAAAUCGCGGAAAGAGAAGUCAGCGCAUUCGAAUUCAACUUUGAUAUACUGCAGACGCAAGCUCCUCUUCCUGCUCGUGUGGUAGCUGCUCCUCCUAGUAGUAGUGAGGGCCCGUGGUUGGUGUUAUUUUUAUCUCGGCGUUUAUCUCCUUUGCUGCAGCUGCAGCAGCAGCUGCUGCUGCAGCAGCAGCUGCCGCAGCAGCAGCAGCGCCGCUGGCAGCAGUGGGAAACCCUCAAGCAGCUCCUGCUGCCCCCGCUGCUGCCGCUAGAAGGGGCCUCCUCAAACCUCCCGCUGCUGCAGGGGGGCGUGCUGCGGCUUGAUGCUUCUAUACUGAAGCUGCAGAGGUGGCUGCUGCCCCCGCUGCUGCCGCUAGAAGGGGCCUCGUCAAACCUCCCGCUGCUGCAGGGGGGCGUGCUGCGGCUUGAUGCUUCUAUACUGAAGCUGCAGAGGUGCCUAGACACCCCAGAAGCAGCAGCAGAAUCUCUCAGCCCUAGACGUCUCGACGUUGCUCUCGAGCAGUAUAUCGAUGAUGUAUUAAAGAGAGAAGGGCCCAGGGGUUUGAUGCUAGCUGGCGCUGUUGCGCCCCCCACCCAGAAUCUCCCGAAAACCCUUGAUAGGAGGGUGAUAAACAGGUUUUUGGGUGAGUGGGAGUUUGAUAGAAGCAGGAGUACGAGUAUGUCUCCUAUAGCGGAGCAACUGGGGGUCCCCUGGUUAAUAAGAAACGCUAUAGAGAAACUAAACCCUACAAUAGAAUAUAAACUACAACACAGAGACGGACAGCCAGAGUUCUCUAUCAAAACGAAACUCACCGCAGGCAUCUCAAAGACAGUGCGUUUGAAUCUGAGUGGUGCUGACGUAGAAGCAGAAGACGAAGACGUGGGGGCCUGGCGGAGUGUAACGAAGCUGGAUGGACUUGUGCUGAAAACAACACAAAAAAACGAUAAACAAAAAGCUACGCUCUAUGAAACCAGAGAAAUUAAACCUGAUGGAAAUGAGCCUUCGGCUGAGCAGCUGGCGGAUUCUGAGGGUUCGACAUCGACGGCGCCUUCACCUGCCAAGACACUGGAGGCAGAAGAGGCGCAGCAGCAGCAGCAGCAGCAACACCAGCAGCAGCAGCAGCUGCAGCAAGAACCGGCAGAGCCUGUUCCUGGGUGGCAUAAAUUUGGACCCCGGGUUAGUUAA